Molecule: messenger RNA, 2088 nt
Organism: Camellia sinensis
Lineage: Eukaryota; Viridiplantae; Streptophyta; Magnoliopsida; Ericales; Theaceae
Product: cold-responsive protein kinase 1
Biological process (GO): protein phosphorylation
Molecular function (GO): protein kinase activity; ATP binding
Source: RefSeq, a predicted model, not a curated record
UACACGCAAUCGCCCGCGUUAGCGAGCUAUAUGAUUCGCGACCAUUUCUUCGUUUCUCACUCUCUCCAUUUACCUUCCAAACCUACAAACAACAACAACAACAACAAGUUCAUCAUCAACACAAACGCGAAUACGAGAAUCACAACAACAAAGACUUGGAAACUUGAAGAACUCGUUGAUAUGAGACCACUGAACUGAUCGCACCUUAAUUACUCUCCAAAAUAGAAGGUCCCACUAUAACUUAGAAAAUUCAGACAUUUAACUGCAAGCUGACAUGGGCUGCAGCUGCUUUGGUGGCUCCCUUGUACGCCGGAAAAAGGAUGAUGCUCAUGGCGAUCAAGACUUGGAAGGGCAACCGCUUGAGAACAUAAAAACUUUCUCGUACAACGAAUUGAGAACCGCUACAGAUGAUUUUCAUCUAAGAAAUAAGAUAGGGCGAGGAGGUUUUGGAACAGUGUACAAGGGAAUCCACAAAGACGGCACACAAAUUGCUGUGAAGACACUUUCUGCUGAAUCAAGGCAGGGGGUGCGGGAGUUUCUGACAGAGAUUAAAACAAUAUCGAAUGUCAAGCAUCCAAACCUCGUGGAGUUAAUCGGAUGCUGUGCUCAAGGAGCUAACCGGGUUUUGGUUUACGAAUAUCUGGAAAAUAACAGCCUUGAUUACACAUUGUUGGGACCAAAUAGAACUGUAAAACUGGACUGGGGAAAAAGAUCUGCCAUUUGCACAGGCACAGCUAGAGGGCUUACAUUUCUUCAUGAAGAACUUGUGCCCCAUAUAGUGCAUAGGGACAUUAAAGCCAGUAAUAUACUUCUUGACCAAAACUUCACACCGAAAAUUGGAGACUUUGGGUUGGCGAAACUUUUUCCGGAUAACAUCACACACAUUAGCACGAAAAUAGCAGGAACAACUGGUUAUUUGGCACCUGAAUAUGUACUGGGCGGUCAAUUAACAUUGAAAGCCGAUGUGUACAGCUUUGGGGUCCUCAUACUUGAAGUAGUAAGUGGCAAAAGUAGUUCGAGGGCAAACUGGGGAGGGAUGCAGAAGUUUCUCCUGGAAUGGGCAUGGGAGCUUUAUAAAGAAGGGAAACUCUUAGAGCUAGUGGACCCAGAAAUGGACGAAUUCCCGGAGGAAGAAGUCAUGAAGUACAUGAAAGUAGCCUUUUUCUGCACCCAAGCAGCAGCAAACCGAAGGCCAAUGAUGAGCCAAGUUGUUGAAAUGCUUUCAAGAGACAUCCGGCUCAAUGAGAAGCUACUUACAGCCCCGGGCAUCUUCCAGGAUUCAGGGUUGGCUUCACCAAGUAAAAAGUCAUCCGAAAGCUCUACUAGCUAUCAAAUGAGCUCUGUCCCCAUCACCAUCACCCAGGUCACCCCUAGAUAAAAAUUGGAGUCGAUACUGUUUUUGAAAAAGCCUCGAGGACAGAGACAUGGCAUGCUUCAAUUAGGCCUCGUUUGGGAACAUGCUAAUUUAGUAACUUUUUGGCUAUUUGGCUAAAAUAUGAGCUAAAAAAACCAGUAUGUUUGGGAUGACUUUUUGACUUUUUACGAAAAAAUGUGCAAAAAGUAGAGAGAAAAUAGAAUCUUUUAUUUUUUGGUAUGGAUUGUUGGCUUUUUGAUUUUUUAGUGAUUUUUUGACUUUUUGGCUAAACGGGACGCUUCCCAAACGAGACCUUAGUAAAGCUAUGUGCACAGAAUCCGUGCUCAGAAUGAUAAUGUGGUUGAGCUCUCGUACAGUAAAGCAUAUGUCUUAAAUGAAUCUUGACUAUAAAUUGAAUAUUCUCGGUGUCUUUUUUGUAUAUGAAUUCUGUGUACGUGGCAUUGCUAUGUCUCAAUUCAACAGGAAGAGGCCUUUAAAGCCGUACGAGUAUAGGAAGAAUUUUUUCUUUUUAUUUUUUAACACAUCAAGCUUUAGUGUACAUCUCUUUUCCCCCUCAUAAUAUACGUUCUUCAUUUUUAGGAUUUUUUGGGGUCUGCCAUUGAGUUUGAGGGAAGAAAGGGAGGCUAAAUUAGCUUUUGGGUAGAAGUGUUUUAUGUGAAUAUUUUGUGAAGUUCAACAGAUUAAUUUGUAUUGGUGGUAAAUUAUUUGAGAAA